Messenger RNA from Alternaria conjuncta, 654 nucleotides. RefSeq lists its product as uncharacterized. The transcript has 3 exons. Lineage: Eukaryota; Fungi; Ascomycota; Dothideomycetes; Pleosporales; Pleosporaceae. Bases 1 to 654 code for a protein of 217 amino acids. The record is from RefSeq and is a predicted model, not a curated record.
AUGCGACUCCACGAUGCUCCAAUCACCUCCGGGUCGACCAAUGGACACCACUUCCGCUUCUUAGACCUCGCUGCAGAACUUCGGAACCGCAUCUAUGAAUACGCUGCCGAGGCACCGCCGCGCAACAUCAUACCCAAGCCUGGCAACCCACCCACCAUCAGUCUCACCCAAGUCUGCCGACAAAUUCGCGAUGAAUUCAGGAAGAUCUACAUGCAAAACGUCCCCUUCACAGUCAGAGGCAAGGACAUCAAGGGUUUCACGAACGCGUUCUUUGCGUCGGGCCAUACGAACCAGCGGGUACUCGAUGGGCAACGCCCCACGCGCGUCAUUUACCUUUAUCCGCCUUUGAGGAAUGUGGACAUAUUACCUCUCCUGGAAGUUAAGAUAGCGUUCCCGCAAACCGAGAUCACCGUCAUCCCCGAUCCUGCAGAUAUCGAAGAGCAUUUCUAUCCACCAUCCUACUUGUGGUACAAGCCGGGGCAUGUACCCCACGGUGUGGAUAUGACAUUGGACCGGGAAGGGCAAGCUUACAUGGAUCAGAUGAGACAGCUCUACAACAUGACAGGUUUCGAAGAUUGGUCUGGGGGUUAUCAUGACGUUGCAUUUGAAGAUACUGAUGUGCGUAAUUUCACCAAUUCGAGCCGGAAGAUGUAG